GGUACUCGGAAAGGGACGCUGUCAUUCGCGUGAUUCAGAAUAGUAAAUAAAUACACAUCUAUAAAGCACCAUAUUAACCGAAAAAAGGCACGUAUAGGAAGCAUUUACUACGCUAUUGAUUACUGCCGGCGUUUUAAAAAAAACUAUUCGCUAUUCCUUUUGAUCCCAUCAGUUCUAGGGUUGGACCAGUUCCCAAAGGGCCAGAAUUUAUCAUGGCAGGGAACAGAAAUAUCGCCACCUUUUUAGAAAUGGACAACAGACAGGAUGUUGCUCACGAUCACGAUCAGGGGCACGAUGCCGAUAGCGCGGAAGAUACGGAUGAAGCGAGCGAAAGUGAGAUGGCAAGUGCUGCGGCGAGCCAGCAUCACAGCGUCGACGAACGGCUCGAAAUAAAGGAACAGAUGUACCAGGACAAGCUGGCCAACCUGCUCGGGCAGCUGGAGCUGUGCAAGCAGCGUAAGCAACCGGAGUAUCUAAAGAUCGUGGAGCGGCUGCAAAACGAACUGGACGACCGUUUGCUGCUGAACGAGGUGGAACGGGACUACCUGCUCGCCUGUGCCGAGCGUGACUGCAUCCUGGAGAAGGCGGCCGCGGAAAAGGAGUACGAAGAGAAGAAGGCUGAGCUGAUCGAAAAUUUGAUUGCCGAUCUGGAGGACCAGAAGAAGAUGAUCGAGCAGGAGUUUUCCUCGAUGGAGCUAAACGGAGACUCGCUCGACCUAAAGCCAACGGUAACGCGGAAGCUGCGCCGUCGGCCAAACGAGCCACUGCCGGUACCGGAGAAGCGUCGCAAGCCGACCACGAACCACCUUACGUUCCUGCUGGAGGACAAAGAGAUCGAGCACGAUUUGAAGCUCAUCACGCGCAACAAAUCUAGCUCCGCUAGCCGUGCUGCUGCUGCUGCGGCGGCGGCGGCGGCUGCACAGCAUGCUAUGAAUGAGGGUGCGAGUGGAAGCGGUGGCGGCGGUAGCACCGGCCAGAGUGGCAGGAGCGGUGCUUCUUCCAAUUCCUCCGCCACGAAUCCAGCCGACCAGAAUGGAACGCCUUCGGAGGGCUACACUACCGGUGCCACCACAUCCACGGCUCAAUCGUCGGGUGGACAAUCAAACCAGCAGCCGCUGGCGGAUACGCGCAUCGAGGACGGUAAGCUGUGGUACGAGCGCCGCUGGUUUCAUCGCGGCCAGCCCGUACACGUGGAGGGCCGGGAUAUUUCGCGCUUCUCGGCCAACAUUUCCGCCAUCGGUGUGGAAGCGAUCUGCGUUAAAAAGACAACCGACGGCCAAAAGGUGCGCAUCUUUCUGUCGCACUUGCGCCGCGGCAAGGUGUCCAUUAAGCGUCGCGCUAAUUAGCCAUGUGUACUGGUCGGGCGGGUCGGUUAGAUAGGUUUACAGAAAGUUGGAGUCGUUCGAUUUCAUCCGUCGCUUUCAAACGUACUGUACUUUGGCGCGUGUUCAUUCGAUGCGGACCUCCCGGCACCUCUCUAAGCUUCGUUACGUUCAGUUGGUAUUAUUAAAAAUAUCUACCGAUCCUCUCUCUAAUCUACCGAGCAUAUAGGAAUUAAGUUUUCCUAAGCGUUAGGCGAUGCCUAGGUUGAACGCUUAAACCUACGAACUGCAAAUACUCGUAACUUUAUCGAUGUAUUUUUCCUUUUUUUUGCUAAGGGCUUAAGGUCUAAUCCAUGAUGGUUAAGAAAACUAGUGGAAAGCAAGUAAUUAGAUGUAUAAAUAAACUUGAUCGUGAAGCUACGAAACGAAACGUA
Molecule: messenger RNA, 1756 nt
Organism: Anopheles stephensi (Asian malaria mosquito)
Lineage: Eukaryota; Metazoa; Arthropoda; Insecta; Diptera; Culicidae
Product: sin3 histone deacetylase corepressor complex component SDS3-like
Exons: 4
Coding region: 213-1346 (377 amino acids)
Biological process (GO): negative regulation of transcription by RNA polymerase II
Cellular component (GO): Sin3-type complex
Molecular function (GO): histone deacetylase binding
Source: RefSeq, a predicted model, not a curated record